This is a messenger RNA of Rhizoctonia solani, 1545 nucleotides long. RefSeq names its product F-box-like protein. Gene Ontology annotation, molecular function: protein binding. Lineage: Eukaryota; Fungi; Basidiomycota; Agaricomycetes; Cantharellales; Ceratobasidiaceae. The record is from RefSeq and is a predicted model, not a curated record. Bases 1 to 1545 code for a protein of 514 amino acids. The transcript has a single exon.
AUGGAAAAACUCUACUCGACAAGGCUACGGGCUUCUUGCGCACUGAGCGAUUAUCGCACAGCAUGCUUGGAUGGUCUGGACACUUCUGAUCUUUCAGGCUCUCCGGAACUCAUAGGACGCAUGUUUGAGGAACUAUCAUCGAUUGAUGAAUUGGAAAAAAUGCUCAAAGAAUCUAGAUCGGUUGUUGAAAAAACCAUGACGAUGCUUACGAGUUACUCUCCUUUACUACCUGACGAGGUCUGGGCUCAUAUCUUUCGUAUGGUCUGUAACACGACCCCUUGCGAUCUUCAAGGGAUGGGAAGCAACCAAAAAAUUAUUUCUCGUGGAUAUUACCUAGAGAGUCUAUCUCAUGUUUGCUCUCGCUGGCGUUCCAUCAUCAUUGAGCUGCCUUGCUUGUGGAAUCACAUCGACAUCCUGCACUGUCAUACGAGUAGCGAACGUUUCUUUGCCAGAGGUCUAGUGUUUAUAUCAAGGAGCCGGAAUUUGCCCAUACAUCUUCAUGUCGCAUCUUUCGGAAACUCUACACCUGAAUCUGAUAGUAAACUAGACGAAUUCUGUGCGCACCUAUUUGGUCGGAUCCAUACUUUAGAAGUCAUAUGCCCUGGUGAUCGUCUGGACAAUAGCUCACAAGCGGUGGUUCAGGCUUGUUUAUCGAGCUGUCAACCUGGAGUCUUGCAGCAACUUUCAUUGGCGCAUUUUUGUGGGGUUUCUGAUAGAUCUAUCGGUCAGCUCUCUCGCAGUCAAGAACUCAUAGAGGAUGUUAUGGAAUUUGUUAAAAUACUCUCUCUCAGUGGAUAUUAUUUCCCCCACUUGAGAAAAACAUGGAACAGUUUGAUUGAACUUUCCCUCUGUGCCCCCAAAGACGAUUGCGCUUAUUAUCUUAGACAAAGCGACAUCUCACAACUUCUAGCAUCUUGCCCUCAAUUAAGUGCUUUGCAUUUUGGCACCGGUAUUUCAGAUAACAACAUUAUUAGAAGCAUCCCUCCGAUUCCACUCACAGAUUUAGAGGUUUUGGACCUUCGAUGGUCCGGACACCGUAACUAUGGCGCUUUGUUCUCGCUCAUUUCGCCUACCAAGAGGCCCCUUCGAGUUUUACUUCGAUACCGAUUCACUAAUUCGUCUCCUCUUAACAGUUCUCGAACCAGACAUUUCUUCCUUCACUCGAACAUAAUUCAUCUUUCCAUGAAGGGACCGACCGGAGCUGUCUGGAUCCUCCGUCUCCUGGCAUUGUUACCACAACUUCGAGUGCUAACAUUGAUUGGCUCCACACUAGAUUCGCGUUCCUCUACGAUUCCUCCUAACACUUCGUCCUUUUCUCGACUUUCUCUCUUGGAAAAGCUCCGUUUAGUGCACUGCAGCAUAUCAAUUUAUCAGUUGAGGAACAUCGCACAGGUAGAUCCGAUCAAGACUCUGAUCGUUCAAGAUUGUAACAUCGGAAACUAUGAAAUUUCCGGCGAAGACUUGGUUGGUAUCGCACCCGAGAUACAUUUUAUUGAUUCUUCUGGAAGUAAUUCCAGAAUACAGGAUUGGGAUGAGAAUUUUUGA